CGGCCGAUAUAUUUUCCCUCCGCACAGAAAGUUGCCGUUGCAUUCUCGUGUAAAUCGUUGCUCGUUGGGGAGAAUAGUAUCAAAAGGAAAUCGAGUUGGACAUUUAACGUGUUUUCACUAUUUGCAUCUAUUUUUUUUUCAAAGUGACGAUUAAUGGUAGCGCUAUCCACGUGGUGUUCCAAGGCUGCGGCCUUCAGGGCCGUGAUAUUAGGUGCCCCUGCAUCUGGCAAGGGCACUAUGUCAGCUCGAAUUGUCGAACACUUUAAAGUGGUUCACAUUUCUAGUGGUGACAAGUUACGUGUUCACAUGAAUAAUAAUACCGAAUUGGGCAAAACGGUCGCAAGUUACGUGCUUUCCGGUAAAUUCGUUCCCGACGAUGUAAUAAUCUCGAUGAUAAACAAAGAAAUCGAGCUGGUGGGAGACAAAAAUUGGCUGCUGGACGGAUUUCCGAGAACGUUGCAGCAAGCAGAAAAGCUACAAAAAACAUAUCCAGUGAACCUCGUCCUCUACCUUGACGUGCCUGUUCCGGUGAUUUUGAAUCGCGUGGAAAACAGGUGGGUUCAUUUGCCCAGUGGAAGAGUUUACAACAUUGGAUUCAAUAAUCCAAAAGUUCCGGGCAAGGAUGAUGUAACGGGUGAACCCCUGUGUAAAAGAGAAGACGACAAGGUGGAGGUUGUGAAGAAACGUUUAGAAAAUUUUUUAGCACAGAACGAUCCUAUUUUAGAAUUCUACCAAGGUAUCGGAAUAUUAAAGAGAUUCCAUGGUAACACAACAGACGAAUUAUGGCCACAAGUCAAAGUUGCUAUCUCAAAAUUUUUAUCUUAAUUGUAAUGUGCUUUUAACAAGAUUUUAGUGAAACUUUGUUGCAUACGCACAUAUCUAGAUGAAUUGUAAGAAUAUAUUAGAAUAUAUAGGAGAGGAUUACAAUAUAUUUUUUUGUAAUUUUUAUAUAUCUGUCAUAAUCACAACAUAAUUUGAACAUUUCUUAUCGAUACAGUACAAAGUUUUUCAGCCUAUAUGUGCAAUUUUGACUUACUUUACAAACACCUAUCAUUGUAUGCAAUACUCUAUUUUAACUUUUGUAUUUAAAUGUGCUUAUAAUAAUAUUGUCAUAUCAAAUUUGCCGGUACUAUUAUUUUAUAAUUGUAAGAAAAAUAACAGAACAAUAAUCUCUGACAAAGUUACUCGGUGUAAAUAUGAUGAUUUAUAUAAGUUAACGGUGAAAAAUAUUGUAUAUUUUAAUAUAAAGAGAUCGACGAAGCUAAAAACUGAGUUUGAUCCAAUAGGAAACAUUUGUUGAACUUACAUAACCUAAAGUGUUAUAUGAUACGAUACGUAUUCUGUUUAUAUCGUUGUAGAGAAGAUGAAAUGUGCUCGCAAUUAUAAAGAGGAAAUAAAGAUCAAAAGAUAAUUUUU
This is a messenger RNA of Hylaeus anthracinus, 1416 nucleotides long. RefSeq names its product GTP:AMP phosphotransferase AK3, mitochondrial (gene Ak3). Gene Ontology annotation, cellular component: cytoplasm; mitochondrion. Gene Ontology annotation, biological process: nucleobase-containing compound metabolic process. Bases 154 to 825 code for a protein of 223 amino acids. Gene Ontology annotation, molecular function: AMP kinase activity; ATP binding. The transcript is spliced from 4 exons. The record is from RefSeq and is a predicted model, not a curated record. NCBI's taxonomy places the organism in Eukaryota, Metazoa, Arthropoda, Insecta, Hymenoptera, Colletidae.